This is a messenger RNA of Aureobasidium pullulans EXF-150, 702 nucleotides long. Its product is annotated as 40S ribosomal protein S12. The transcript has 3 exons. NCBI's taxonomy places the organism in Eukaryota, Fungi, Ascomycota, Dothideomycetes, Dothideales, Saccotheciaceae. The coding region runs from base 62 to 514 and encodes 150 amino acids. The record is from RefSeq and is a predicted model, not a curated record. Gene Ontology annotation, molecular function: structural constituent of ribosome. Gene Ontology annotation, cellular component: ribosome; cytosolic small ribosomal subunit. Gene Ontology annotation, biological process: translation.
UCCAAAACACACAUAUCGACUCUUCGAGGAUCACCCGACAGCGUCGUUAUAUCUUUUCAAAAUGUCGGAUGUAGAAGAGCCCACCAGCCCCGUCGCCGCCGCCGAGGAGGUCGAAGUUGGCGCCGAUGACUCCAACCAGUCUGGCAGCAUGUCCGUUCUUGACGCCCUCAAGGGUGUUCUCAAGAUCUCCCUCAUCCACGACGGUCUCGCCCGCGGUCUCCGUGAGGCUUCCAAGGCCCUCGACCGCCGCCAGGCUCACAUGUGUGUCCUGAACGAGGCUUGCGAGGAGGAGGCUUACAAGAAGCUCAUCGUCGCCCUCUGCGGAGAGCACAAGAUCCCUCUCAUCAAGGUCCCUGAUGGCAAGCAGCUCGGCGAGUGGGCCGGUCUCUGCCAGAUUGACCGUGAGGGUAACGCCCGCAAGGUCGUCAACUGCUCUUGCGUUGUCGUCAAGGACUGGGGUGAGGAGUCGCAGGAGCGCUCCAUCCUCCUCAACUACUUCCAGACCGAGCAGUAAACGCUUCAUUGCGCUUUACGCCGCGUCUUCUUACCAACCACCGAGCUCCCCGAACAACAAUCAUCAAUCACGUCAAUUUGCUACACUUAAAAGCAUAGCGCGGAGGGUCGGGCAAAGGUGUUAUUUUCAGUUGGGAAUGGCAAUGGCAUACAAGUUCAAAAUGGAAUGAGAAAACUCUCCAAAACACA